Gloeophyllum trabeum ATCC 11539 is the source of this 1665-nucleotide messenger RNA. RefSeq lists its product as uncharacterized. The coding region runs from base 1 to 1665 and encodes 554 amino acids. The record is from RefSeq and is a predicted model, not a curated record. The transcript has 8 exons. Gene Ontology annotation, molecular function: protein dimerization activity. NCBI's taxonomy places the organism in Eukaryota, Fungi, Basidiomycota, Agaricomycetes, Gloeophyllales, Gloeophyllaceae.
AUGGCGAUAAUCUACCUCAAACUUGCUACAAGACACUGGUACAUCGAAUCGACUGAGGCUGGUGACUUUGGUAUCUCGCCGGCAGCUCGUCUUCUCAACGUACUCUUCCCGUGGGAGGCAGGACCAACCGCAACCGCCCCACAGAAGAUCCCUUGGCUAGCAAACGGCUUGGGCUCUGGCCUAACGCCGACAAAAGAUACAGCCCUUUCUAUUCUUGUGGCAGCACGUGUGCGCGCCGCAGCUAAUCAGAUCGCAGCAAUCUUGGUCCAUUCCCCAGGAGCACACGACGCGAUGGACAAAGGCCCCCAGCUCCUCCCUGCAUACACUGGCAGCUGUAACCCGCCGAGACGCGCUAAACGUCUCCGCACGGACUCGCUCAGCCAACCCGCGGCAUCGUCGAGCGCCUCAGCGCAGCAACACAAGAUUCUGCCCAAACCAUCAGCGUCGGUCGACCUCGAUAGUGACGCAGGCGAGUCGGACAGUACGACGCCGCCGCCACCGCCCAGGCGCCGCGGCAGGAAGCCCGGGGUGUUAUCGCGCUCUGCGCGGGAGUCGUUGCGCAAGGAGAACCAUUCGCGGAUCGAGAAGGCGCGCCGAACCAAGAUCAACGAUGCCCUAGCAACUUUGCGGGAGCUCGUGCCCGCUACGUACCCAAGGGAAGUAGAGGAGGGGAAGGUUAAGACGAAAAGGGACGAGAAGCAGAAGGAGUUCAAGCUCGAGGUGCUCGUGCGGACGGUCGCGUACAUGCAGGAUUUGAUUGCGAAGGUGAAGAUUUUCGAAGACGGACAAUGUCCGAGCUGCGGUGGCGACAGGAAGGCUCCUGCGGCGGCCGUUGAUACAGGUGCUAAGAGGAAGAGGCCGGUCGAGGACGAAGAGCCCUAUGAGCCGGAGACCGAAGAGGACGAACUGCACUCGGACGGGGAGGGCGAAGAACCCGCCGCAAGUCGCCCCAAACCUCAGGCGAAGCAGAGAGUCGAGAACAAGCCCCAAGGCACCAGCCCGGAGCCCAUCUCCGCCACGCCCACCAUGCUCCCCUCCAUCUCCUCCUGGUUGCCCAAGCCAUACAUGGACCCCAGCUACAUCGCCCUCUCGACCUCGACCUCGACCUCUCCUCAGAUCCACCCGCACGUCCCCGCGCUGCAACUCCCCUCCCCGCCCUCAUCAACGCAGUUCCGCCCUACGGCUAGUACGCAACUCCCUCCCUCCCUCGCUUUACCAUCGCCGCACGCGACUCCCCUGCUGACCUCGGCUUUUUCGCCUCCUCCGAGGAGGCGCGCAGAGAGCCUGUCGCUUCCGCAGGCAUGGACGGUGGACGACGAGAGCGCAGCAUCGAUGUUGCUGCGAAUUAGCUCCAGCUCGUCGUCAUCGAGUGACGAUGCGAACGCCGGCGUCAUUGCUCGGGCUGGGCGGGAGGAGGUAGGGAUUCAAGAUGGGCAAGGUGUAUCACACGAGCAGAAAGCUUUCAUGCCUUUCUAUUAUGUAUUAUCGAUGGAACACGACGGAAAGGGAGGGGAGAAGGUCCUUAGCCUGAGGUGCUCUUGCAUGGACGCCGGCUCCCGACUCUCCCCGAUGCAAGCGGCCAGCGAUUGGCCUGCCUCCGAGUCGACAUACAUUGAGGUACAGUUUGACUCGUGGAAUGGGUUUAUCGCGUUGACGAAGUUCUGA